This is a messenger RNA of Pelobates fuscus (common spadefoot toad), 3322 nucleotides long. RefSeq names its product E3 ubiquitin-protein ligase RNF152 (gene RNF228). Gene Ontology annotation, biological process: protein ubiquitination. Gene Ontology annotation, molecular function: ubiquitin protein ligase activity. The record is from RefSeq and is a predicted model, not a curated record. The transcript is spliced from 2 exons. The coding region runs from base 635 to 1441 and encodes 268 amino acids. Lineage: Eukaryota; Metazoa; Chordata; Amphibia; Anura; Pelobatidae.
AUUACUGAAGAGCAGGCAAAUGCACAGAGAGCGACAGGCUCAGAACCAGCAGCUGCUGCCUUUGUUAUGACAAUGUAAAGGCACUGGGUGGAAGCAGCACCGUUAAUGUGCCUAUAAAAGAAAAGCCUGUAUGCCUUCACAUUUUUCUUUAUUCAACAAAAGGGGCAAGGAGAUACUGAGAUCUGGGUGAAGCCAAGAACGAUCGAGAGAAAAAUAAAUUUGCCCUUCCAAGCAAGCAAUGCAAGGAAGAGACAAAGGAAGGCAUAGAGGGAUGGAUUGCAUUGCUGUCAAUGACCACGGAUACUGAGAAUUUGGAUUUCUGUCUGCAGAAACGUUCGUCACCCCCCUGGGAGAUUGAAUCAACUCAUCAUUGCAUGAGGCUCACUCCAGGACAUUGUCCUAAUCUGCCAAGCCUCCCUCCUUUGGAAAAUUAAACACAAAAAAAUGGCACUGCCUGGAAAAGAUGAACGUUACAUUUUGGAAUGUUGAACUGCAACAAAGCUCUCACUCAGCUUAAUAAUAGUAAUGGCUAAAUAGUGUUUCCUGAGUUUAGCUUAUUUGAAGUAAGGCUGCUUACUUUUGAGCGGGACUUGAGUGUACAAGAUUCCAUAUUGGAUUAAGUAGAAUUUUGGCCAUGGAUCAUGCCAGCAGCAACUUGGGAUCUGAAAUCAUUCCAUCCUAUGAGGAGUACGAGUGCAAGAUAUGUUACAAUUAUUUUGACCUGGACAGGAGGGCCCCAAAACUGCUGGAGUGUCUGCACACUUUCUGCCAGGAGUGCCUAAAUACCCUACACCGCAGGGAGGAUCGCCCAUGGCGCCUCUCCUGCCCAAUAUGCCGACACCGUACCAUAGUACCAGACUCCCGGGUGGAUGCACUACCUGUAAACACAAAGGUGGCUGAGGCCUUUCCAUUAUAUGUGAGACCUGAUGACCCAUUUCCCCAGGAUAUUCUUCCUCCCAUCACCUAUCAACAGCGUGGGCUCCAGUAUCACCACAACCCGGUGGGUGGAGUACUGGUUCAUGGCUCCGCAGAGCUGCAUUACACUCUGCAUCCCGGACAAGAGGUAGCAUCAUCCACCACAACGGGCACUAGAGGACAAGGAUCAUUUUCAGGCCUAAGUCAACCGCAUUCUGUGGCUGCCCCAUCUCCCAGAAGAGGUUACGAUAGAUGCCAGAGUUGUAAGAGAGCAGUGCUGACUGCAGGAUGUGUGUGUGUUGUUUUUUCAUUUUUGGCAAUGGUGGUUUUGUUGUUUGCUGGUCUUGUGUUUGUAAAUCGUCACAGCGGAGCCCCUGCACCUUCCCCAGCAGGGCCUAUUUGCCUUUCGGUGGCCAGUGUACUGGCUCUCUUCUCAGUGGUGGUUACUUGGAUUAUCUGUUGGCUGAAAUACAGACCCGAGCCUGGGGAGGGAAGUAGGGGGUCAACAGGGAGGAGAGAUACUUGACAAUGACUAACCCAUAUUCUGCCAUUCUCAAUCUGUGCUCCCUGAUGUAAUGCUUUAUGGGCAACUCAGGAGUUAAAAUAGGCACUGAUUCCUAAAAUUAAAUAAAUGUGUCCAUAUGCAUUUUGGGUGCCAGAGCUUGAAAGAAAAAUGCACUGUACAACCUUCAGGUUCUCAAAGGGUUAAAUAUAACGUGUUAUGUGAUUUUAUGAAUAGCAACAAUCUUCUUUGUCACUGGAGUCCCACAAUCUAGCCCUUUAUAAUUGAUUCCCAUGUAUAUGCAGACAGUAGCAUUCACGUUUACUUAUGUAAGCUUUAAUGAGCAUUAUAUAAGUGAGAAAAUGUAAAGCAAAUUAUUGCUAUAAAUAAAAAAAUAUUGUUUAUAUUUGGUGAUUUACCACUAUUUAUUUCUCUUACUUAACCAUUCCCCUUCAUGUCUAUGUGCAAUAGAAAUUCCAUUAUGCAAAAUUUGUUGCAAGCACACAAAAAAAAUCAUACAGCGUAACAUGACAUUGUCAUACAUGUAAUAUGUUCCACAUGAAUGCACUGCUCUGGCAUUUAACUGGUUAAUUACAGUAAAUACAAAAUCGAUUGUGGGUCUCCUGCAACAACAAAAUCAUUUUGCCAGCUGCUGGGAGUCUAGAAACACAACACUCAACACAAUAUUGAAAUGCAUAUUAUUAUUUUUGUUCCUUUUCCAUAAUUGUUUUACAAUUUGCAUUUAUGCUGUCCAUAAAUAUGCACAUUGCUUUAUUCGAUUUUAACCCCAUGAAGUCUUAUUUGCUCUGUAUUGUCUAUAUUGACCUUAGAUUUGAAUUCUCAGUGAAUAUUUUGUAUGAGUGAGUGCUAAGCAACAACUCUAAAGUCAAUGCUUUGCUUAGCACUUUGACACUCAGAGUUAAUUUAAAAGGAUACUCUAAGCACCUUAAUAAAGUUUUAGUAUAUAGAUCAUGCCUCGGAAACCUCACGGCUCAGUUAUCUACCAUUUAGUUGUUAAAUCACGUUUGUUUCUGUUCAUGCAGCUCUAACCCCACCUCACCUGGCUGUGACUCAAACUGUCAACAUGAAAAAAUGGUUUCAUUUUCAGGCAGAUAUUACAGCACAGUGUGUUUACUUUAGAAGUUUUCCUGCUCUGUUAAUUGAACUUUAAUUGCACACACAAGCAGCUGUUAAAGGUUAUAGCAGGUUAUUAACAGAGCAUGCGAUAAUAUAUUCUAAAUUAAACAGAUUGUGUUUAAAGUAAGUUUGAACAUUAGAUUUCUCUUUACAGGAAAUGUGUAGGGAGACUAUGUAGGUCACAGGCAGGGGAGACGUGGGUCUACAUAAGCAGAGUGAUUUAACUCCUAAAAGGGAGAAUUGAGCAAUUAGACUGCAGGAACAUGAUCUAUAUACCAAAACCACUCUCUGAAGCUAACGUUUUUUGGGAAGUUAUAGUGUCCGUUUUACCAGUAUAACUAAGGGUAAAUGCCUAUGAAAAUAAGAAGAUUACAUUUUUUUUUUUUUAAAAGGACAAAAGGCACAAAUGAGCAUAAACACAAUAUGAUUUAUUUAUUAGAAUUUAUUAUUCAUGACUUGAGACUUGACUUUCUAUGUCUUUUGAUUUAUCAGGGUAUGCAUAAUUUGAUGAGCACAAUGUUUACAAACACACAUAUUUCAGGUGUUUGUACAAGCAAGCAAUAAUAUGUUGCUUUAUAAAUUAUUUUACAAUUAUUAUUCUUGUUGAACAGUUACCUAUUAAUCUUUGUUACAUUCCAGUUGAUAUUAUUGUUUAUCCAUAAGAAUAUGUAAGGGGAUUUAUUAUACAAAACCAAAAUGGUGGUGACACCCAACUUUUUAGGUUUUUAAGUAAAUAUGGCAAAGGGACCUUAUGUUUGAGCCAUUUUU